Plenodomus lingam JN3 is the source of this 843-nucleotide messenger RNA. The record is from RefSeq and is a predicted model, not a curated record. Lineage: Eukaryota; Fungi; Ascomycota; Dothideomycetes; Pleosporales; Leptosphaeriaceae.
AUGUCACCCCAAACAAUCGGCGUCGUCACGGGCGCGAACAAGGGUAUCGGCCUCGCCAUAGUCCGCCAGCUGGCACUCCAGUAUCCCACAUCGCCAGCCAGCAACGGCUCCUUGUUGGUCUAUCUCACUGCCCGCGACCAGGGUCGGGGCGAAGCCGCAGUCCAAAGCCUGGAAAACGAUGCGCAGCUGAAGCAAGCCAAAGCGUUGAAGGCCGAUGGGGGGCUCUCCGAGAUCAAAUACCAUCAGCUCGACAUCACCGACAGCAACAGUAUCAGGAGCUUUGCGGCCGAGUUGAAGGCGGCGCACGAGGAUGGCAUUGACUUUGUCAUCAACAAUGCCGGAAUCGCUCUGAAUGGCUUCGGUACAUCGGCAUCACGGUGUCUAGACCAGGCAUGCCACACCUUCCUCCCUCUCCUCAAGCCCACCGGCCGCAUCAUCAAUGUUGCAAGCGCAGUCGGCAAACUAGACAAAUACUCGGAGCAAGUCCGCAAUCGCUUCCAGGCUGCCAGGACCGAAGAGGACAUCACAAGCAUCAUGAAGGACUUCCACGCCGCCGUCCAAGCGGGCAAGGAGAAGGAUGCUGGGUUUCCGAGCGCGGCGUACGCUGUGUCCAAGGCUGGUCUGAUUGGUGCGACCAGGGCGCUCGCAAGGGCCGAGAAGCAAAAGGGCAGCAGCGUGCUGAUCAACAGCUGUUGUCCAGGUUAUGUGAAUACGGACAUGACCAAAGGUAAUGGCACCAAGACGCCAGACGAGGGUGCGCAGACGCCCGUCAUGCUUGCUCUACAGGACAUCCGCGGCCAGACUGGAGCUUUUUGGCAGAGCGAGAAGGAAAUUGAUUGGUAG